This is a messenger RNA of Anisakis simplex (herring worm), 957 nucleotides long. NCBI's taxonomy places the organism in Eukaryota, Metazoa, Nematoda, Chromadorea, Rhabditida, Anisakidae. The record is from the annotation of a GenBank genome assembly.
AUGGGUGGUUUUUGUCGGGGUUUAGACUUGUCGCAGACCUAUCUGUCAGUCGCCCGUAAUCUAUCCUUAUCCUUGGCUUGGAUGAGAUAUCUUCAUGGCAUCUAUCAUGAAGUAUUCCCGAGUAAGGCGUAUCUCAUACGCUUGUUUGAACCGUUGGAUUGGUUGAACACAAGGAAAAGUAAUUGGUUGAUAAUGUCACAAGAGAGUCGUAUUUACGUUGGUAAUCUUCCUACGAGUGUUCGUGCGAAAGACGUCGAGGAUAUUUUUUCGAAGUACGGUAAAAUCGUUUUUGUGGAUCUCAAAGACAGACGUCCUCCAUACUUCGCAUUCGUUGAAUUCGAAGAUGCUCGUGAUGCAGAAGACGCAGUGAGAAGUCGUGAUGGGUACGACUAUUAUGGUUAUCGUUUGAGAGUGGAAUUUCCGCGAGGAGUCGGACCUCGUGGUCCAGGUGGAAGACCACUUUAUGAUCGUGGUGGCAGCAACGGUGGAAGUGCGUCAAAACGAGAAAGCAGAGAAGGUGGAAACAGAGAAGGUGGACGUAGUGGCGGCAGCGGCGGUCGUAGAACAAACUAUCGUGUAUUGGUUAGCGGUUUACCAGUGUCAGGUUCAUGGCAAGAUCUGAAAGAUCACAUGCGCGAGGCUGGUGAUGUCUGCUAUGCGGACAUAUUGCGUGACGGCACCGGAGUGGUUGAGUAUUCUCGACUAGACGACAUGAAGUAUGCAAUUCGCAAAUUGGAUGACACUAAAUUCAAGUCGCAUGAGGGUGAGACGUCGUAUAUACGCGUACGUGAGGAUGAGGGUCAUGAACGCAGUGGAUCGGCAUCACGCCAUCGGUCUCGAUCACCGGUGGGUCGUGUCACUAGAGGAUCACCACAGUACAGUCCUCGUCAGAGUCGCAGCCGCAGUCGCAGUCAUAGUGCAAGUCGCAGUUUGAGUCGUUCAGCAUCACCAGUCUAG